GAUGCUUCUUCGCAUCCCAUCGAGGUCGUGUGUAAAUUUGAAGAAUGAAAUGCCGCCUUCGUUUGGCAGACGCCCGACGAAUGACGACGACGGUCGCAAUCGAGAAUUAUGCGCACGCAGUGAGUGAGGUUUACGAAGUGGGAGGUCGGGUUCGAAAAUAGCAAGUGUGAGUAAUAAUUAUCGUCGGACACCGACCAACGCAAAAUGGUGAUUGAUGCAACGAGCCGGAAGAGAUCGGUUGGCUGGUAGAAGAAUAGAAAGAAUUUUCGGCCAGAAAUUAUGGAGUUUGGACUGUGAAAAUAAGCCGUGGAACGAACUCCAUGGGGAUGAACAUUCUGACCUUCUUGCUUUCUUCAACAGCGACAGAUGUGGAAAGGGAGGGCUCGUUCUUCAAACGUUUCCCUGAGAAAGCGGGCACUUGCCUUGCUUCCCAAGAUCACCUGGGCCGUUGCUGACUUGCUCACGACAUUCUAGAGCUUGCGGAUGCUCUCUAUCUACCCUACCCUCCUACUCUUUCGUCUUCCGGCAGUCGGAGGAAUCGCCACGAGUUGAAAUCCGUCGUGCCAUGUGCUCUUCUCACUCACUCGCGGUGUACAGCAAUCGCGGGCCGCGGAAAUCACCAUGCCGUUUUGUGAUCGUCGUCGUCGUCGUCGUCGAUGGAUGGGUGCGAAUGCCAGCAUGAGGCAGAGUCCUCUGCCAUCUCUGAAUUGCGUAAAUGAGUCCCUUGUUUGGUUACUACGAGUUGCGGGUUCGGUCUUACGAGCGGAAGAGAGUGAUAUGCCCGUGCGUGCGGGCAUUACGGCUUUAAGUAGAAUUUUUGGGGGUUCAGUUUUAUGAACAUGUUCCCAUGAGAAGGAAAGGAAGCAUGCGACGACCAGAUGGUAACGAGUUGAGUUUCGAUGGACGAAGAGAAGCGCGUGAGGGUUUCCAGGGCACAAUGCGCGUGGAUUUCAAGGGUCAAACAGCAAUUGCACAAUUCUAGAAAGAGGGCACGAAGCAGCAGAUAGAAUUUCUGCUCGCGAUGUGGAAGCGUUAGAGGUAGAGAGGGCGCUUGUAGGUAAUGAUCAGAAGGGCUCAAUUAGACGAUUCAGUUGUGAUUCUGCGAUCAUGGAUAGGUUUUCAAUUUUGGAUGAAAGGCCGCUACUGGCCCCAGAGCAUCUCCGAUGCAAUCCCUUGUGGGCUCUACACGUCUGGAAUGAUCCACCCCCGUUCAGAAUUGUGCAAGUUAGCAGGUUGUGUGAGGACUCAAGUGGGCAGCGGGCUUGCCUCCAGUACCGCAUCAAUUUUGUCGGGAGCUAAGAAAGUGGGAAGCGAUGAAGAGUGCUCGUGUCCUCGGAAUGGUCUGGUACAGGACCUGCUGUCUCUCGUCUAAGAGACUUGGGGAUGAAAUUCGACCUCUCAUUACACCAAAUGCCUCCAUAAUUGCAAGGUUCUUAAAAUCCUAUCCCGUUCAAACAUUUCUAUCUCCACCGAAUCAGUGCACAACAGGUGGACGAUGGAGGGCAAUUGCGGCCUUGUCGAGUGUUCAAGCGAAAUUCUUGCACAGAGCGCAUACGAAACGCUUAAACCUGGUGGACGUGCAACUCACGGAAAGCAUUCAAAGUAAACAAUUUCAUAGCAACGACCAGAAGUCCAUUCAAGCAGCAGCACCUGCAACUGCCCCUGCCCCUGCCCCUACCCCUGCGACCAGGUCGGUCCCUCUGUCUCAUCUCAAGGACAACUUUCUAGAUGGGACGAGCAGUAAUUUCCUGGAGGAGCUCCAAAGGGCGUGGGAGCAGGACCCGAAUAGUGUGGAUGAAUCCUGGCAGGUGUUUUUCAGAAACUUCACAGGUCAGUCUCAGCCGUCGCCGAGAGCGUUCGCCGGACCUGCAGUAGUUGGGAGUGAGUCAAUUCAGGAAAACAUGCGGUUGCUACUGCUGAUCCGAGCAUAUCAGGUGAAUGGGCACAUGAAAGCCCAACUCGAUCCACUAGAGCUGGACCGCAGGGCCGUUCCUCAGGAGCUCGACCUCGCCUACAACAAUUUCGGCGAGAGGGAUUUGGAUCGAGAGUUCUCACUGGGUUUUGCGCAAAUGGGAGGUGUCUUGGCAGAAAGCCGUCCACCCCAAACUUUGAGAUCUAUUGUCCAAAGACUGGAGCAGGCGUACUGUGGAACGACUGGUUAUGAGUACAUGCACAUUCCAGACCGUGACAAGUGUAACUGGCUGAGAGAACGGAUAGAAGCAGUGAACCCACGGAAGUUUCCUGUGGAGAAGAAGACCCAGAUUUUGGAUCGGCUCAUAUGGAGUUCACAGUUUGAGAACUUUCUCGCUCAAAAGUGGACGGCUGCCAAGAGGUUCGGAUUGGAAGGUUGUGAAACUCUAAUUCCAGGUAUGAAGGAGCUCAUUGAUAAAGCAGCUGAUUUAGGAGUAGAAAGUGUUGUUAUAGGAAUGCCUCACAGGGGAAGGCUCAAUGUGCUCGGCAACGUGGUGCGCAAGCCUCUGAGGCAGAUAUUUAACGAGUUUAGUGGAGGCAUAAAACCUGCUGAAGUAGAGGCAGGAGGGUAUACUGGCAGUGGAGAUGUUAAGUAUCAUCUGGGUACUUCUUACGACCGUCCUACAACUAGUGGCAAAACCAUCCAUCUCUCCUUGGUGGCAAACCCCAGCCAUCUGGAGGCCGUGGCUCCUGUUGUGAUAGGAAAAACUAGAGCUAAACAGUACUAUUCGCAGGAUACCAAGCGCCUCAAGCAUAUGGCUGUGCUGCUGCAUGGAGAUGGAAGUUUUUCCGGUCAAGGAGUAGUGUAUGAGACUCUGCACCUAAGUGACCUCAUCAAUUAUUCAACUGGUGGAACAGUCCAUAUCGUAGUAAACAAUCAAGUGGCAUUUACCACAGACCCCAAAUAUAGUCGGUCUUCACCUUACUGCACAGAUGUAGCCAAAGCUCUGUGUGCCCCUAUCAUUCAUGUGAACGGCGAUGAUGUCGAGGCUGUCGUUCAUGCUUGUGAACUUGCAGCAGAGUGGAGGUGUAAGUUUCAUGCCGAUGUCGUUGUGGACAUAGUGUGCUAUCGCAGAUUUGGCCAUAACGAGAUCGACGAGCCCAACUUCACCCAACCCAGAAUGUAUCAGGUGAUAAAAAAACACAAACCUUCACUGGAUAUUUACAUCAAGAAACUGAACGAUUCGGGAGAAAUAAAAAUGGACAUGAUACAAAGCAUGCAGGAUAGGGUGAUGAGUAUACUUAGCGAUGAGUUUAACCAUAGCAAGGACUACGUGCCUAAGAAACGCGAUUGGCUCGCUGCUUUUUGGGCCGGGUUCAAAGGUCCAGAGCAGUUGUCACGAGUACGAAAUACCGGAGUGAACCCCGACAUCCUCAAGGAGGUGGGCAAGAAGAUCACUCACCUUCCAUCUACAUUCUCACCUCACAGAGCGAUCAAAAAGAUAUACGAACAGCGACUCCAGAUGAUAGAAACUGGGCAAGGUGUGGACUGGGCUACUGCAGAAGCGCUGGCUUUCGGAACUUUGGUUGCGGAAGGAAACCAUAUACGCUUGAGUGGUCAGGAUGUGGAACGUGGCACUUUCAGUCAUCGCCACGCUGUACUGCAUGAUCAGAAGACUGGAGAACGAUUAUGUCCUCUACAUCAUGUCGUGCAAAACCAAGCGCAGGAGAUGUUUACUGUCAGCAACAGCUCCCUCUCGGAGUUUGGUGUUCUUGGAUUUGAGCUCGGCUACUCUAUGGAGAAUCCCAAUUCUUUGGUACUCUGGGAGGGACAAUUUGGUGAUUUUGCCAACGGAGCUCAAGUUAUUUUUGACCAGUUCUUGAGCAGUGGAGAGGCGAAGUGGUUGCGUCAGACUGGCCUGACGGUGCUGCUUCCACAUGGGUACGAUGGGCAAGGACCGGAGCAUUCAAGUGCUCGUCUAGAAAGAUUUCUCCAGAUGAGUGAUGACGAUCCAUUUGUAAUACCUGAAGUGGAAGCAAGUCUCAGGAAACAGAUACAAGAGGUGAAUUGGCAAGUGGUGAACGUGACCACACCAGCCAAUUAUUUCCAUGUGUUACGACGCCAGAUCCAUCGAGAUUUCCGAAAACCUCUGGUUGUUAUGUCACCGAAGAACCUGCUAAGGCAUCAAGCGUGCAAGUCAAAUCUCACUGAAUUCGAUGAUGUGGAGGGGCACCCUGGAUUUGAUAAACAGGGCACUCGUUUCAAACGCCUCAUCAAAGAUCAGAGCAACCACUCUGACAACGAGCCGGGUAUUCGUCGCCUGGUUCUUUGUUCUGGGAAGGUCUACUACGAGCUGGAAGAGGAGAGGCAACGUUUAGCCUCUACGGAUGUUGCCAUCUGUCGGAUCGAGCAGCUCUGUCCCUUCCCAUAUGACCUCGUCCAACGAGAGCUCAGACGAUAUCCCAAUGCGGAGAUCGCGUGGUGCCAGGAGGAGCCCAUGAACAUGGGAUCGUUCCAGUACGUGUCGUUGCGGCUGGCCACCACCAUGAGCCACAUCGGGCGCGGGCAGUUCGAGGACAUCAAGUAUGUCGGUCGGCCGACGUCGGCCGCGACGGCCACGGGCUUCGGGAACCUGCACAACACGGAGCAGAAAGGGCUGGUCCGAAAAGCUUUGCAGAAGGAGCCUCUGGAUUAGUCCAACCCCACCACGGCUUGCUUUCGGAUCCCGUAGUCCUCCCGGAGGAACUCGAGCCGCUCAGUCGCAGAGCGAGCGAGCGAGAUUCCUGAAGCUCGGGAAGCUUUGGCGUGAUGACUGUCUGUCUGACGACGGGCUUGGAUCACUGGUGCUCAUGAUUGGGCGGGCGCUCACGCAUGCACAUGCGGUAGCAGGGUGCCUGUCAAGAGCAUUUCGGAUGCAGGAGAGGCACGAGAGAGAGAGAGAGAGAGAGAGAGAGAUUAAAGGGCUCAAAUUUAAUCGAGAGGAUUUCGGUGGCUGGCUCCGUCAGUCAGUCGUCGCUGCUACAUGGCCGUGCGCACCGAGGGAAGAUCGUGGAGGGUGAAUGUGAAUGUUCCACCUGGACCCGAGUCCGAGGCCCGCCAGGAUGUGCCGCGUUGACCAGGUUCUCCCUGGGGCUCCUGGAGGGUGGGGUUGUAUAUAGUCGGCGUCAGGUGAUGGCUCGGAGAUUUCUGAUACGGAGCGAGUGGUGGAAA
This is a messenger RNA of Marchantia polymorpha subsp. ruderalis, 5122 nucleotides long. Lineage: Eukaryota; Viridiplantae; Streptophyta; Marchantiopsida; Marchantiales; Marchantiaceae. The record is from the annotation of a GenBank genome assembly.